UGAGAGUGAUGUUGUCUAUGUAAACUUAACGAAUGUCUUGAAAAAAGGAGAUGGUAAAGAGAGAAAGGUAGAAACUGGAGGGCUUACGUCUGUUAUGGUUAAUGGUACCACAACGAAGGAGAUUUGCUGUCCAGGCUUCCAUAAUAGCAACAGAGGAAGGUGUAAAAGAUGUCCCAAAGGUACAUACGGUCUAGAUUGUCUGAACAAAUGUGAUUGCACAGGCUUCAGAAAGUGUGACCGCAGAACUGGAGAAUGCCAAAAAUGCAAAAAAAAGCCAUGUGAAGAUGAUGACGGAGGAGAUGAUGAUAAGUCAUCGGUAUUGAUCACCAAGAAAUCAAUAACUUCCGAUGUAUCAGUUUCGGUUCAAACUACAACAGACAGUGAAAACAAAAACGUUUUAUCUACUGUUCGUACUUGUGAUGUAUGUAAAGAAUUUGGAAACUGCUCCAGUGAACAAGAGUGUAGUGUAUUUUCAGAUCUGCAUGUUAUAUCUACUGUUCACACUUGUGAUGUUUGUGAAGAAUUUGGAAACUGCUCCAGUGAACAAGAGUGUAGUAUACAUGGUGUAGUUUCCGAUCAGCAUGAUUCUGAUUCUAGCCGCAAGACUGACAAGUGGACUAUCAUUAUAAUGGUAUUGUCCGUAAGUGUCAUAGGAAAUGUCAUCGCUUUUGUAUUGGGAUUCAGAAGGUAUCAAAGAAGGCGACAACGAAAGCAAAGUCAAACCGCUCCAGUCAUCCAAUUAACGAAUGAAGUUAAUAAUGGCGUGGAAGCUAACCAAGACAGCAUGGCAGAAAAUUACAUGGUUGGGUAUAGCCAGAUGACGGACGAUUGUCAUUCCUACAAUGUAUUGGACAACAACAGAGCCUAUGUCAGCAUGUAUAAUGUCAUUAACGACAUUAACCAGUACACAAAUGAUAUGACACUCAGUAGUAAUGACCUUCAUAACUUUCAUUCUGCGGGGGAAAUAGAGACAGCCAGACAUUCAGAGACAGUCAGACAUUCAGUUGAAAAUGACUACGAAACUGUAGAGUAGCAUGGCACUCGAAUUAUAUAUAUAUCAUAAUAUGGA
Messenger RNA from Mytilus californianus (California mussel), 1069 nucleotides. RefSeq lists its product as uncharacterized. The transcript is spliced from 8 exons. Lineage: Eukaryota; Metazoa; Mollusca; Bivalvia; Mytilida; Mytilidae. The record is from RefSeq and is a predicted model, not a curated record. Bases 95 to 1033 code for a protein of 312 amino acids.